CUCUCUCCCGGGUGCAGCCUCCUCUCUCGCUCGCCCUCUUCACUCCAACUCGCCCCCUCCCCUCCCCCCCUCCCCUCCAAUCCCGCGAUCAGAGGAAUCCCCCAAACCCUAAUCCCCCUCCCCUCCGCGCAGCCGGAACCAUCCACCUGUGGCCGGGUUCCUCUGCUUCAUAGCCGAUCCUGGUUCCUUGGCUUCUAGGGUUCGGAGAUGGGCGACCACAUGACCGUCUUCCGCUCACUCCGCGAGCUCUUCCCUCAGGUUGAUCCCCGCAUGCUGAAGGCUGUCGCGAUAGAGCACCAUAAAGAUGCUGAUUCCGCUGUGGUCGCCGUCCUUGAUGAAGUCAUGCCAUCUAUGAUGGGUUCGGUCGAAGUCUCGAGCGUCCACCACGAGGCUGCGGUAUCUAAGUUCGAUUUUUUCAGAAGCUUAACCGUGAAUCAAGAUGCACGUGAAACAGGAAGUUCAUCAUCUGCUGGUCCAGUCGGAAUUUCUGGUGCCCAUCAUGAACCUGCGGAAUUUACGAAAGAUUUAUUCAGAAAUGUAUCUGCUAAUCAUACUGUGGGUGAGACAGGAGCUUCAUCAUCUGCUGUUAUGCUAAUGAAUGGAGUCAAAUCAGGUUCUGAUAUUCAUGUUGAUGAAGCUAAUGGAAAUGUUGAUUCUGCAAUCACAACUGACAUGCAAGAAAAUGUUGUGGGUGAACUAGAUGUGACUUCAUCAUUAGAAUUGAUGAAUGGACAACUAGAUUUCCCUUCCUGUUCUGUGCCUGCACUUAAUGAUAAGCAGUGUGAUUUGGCCGUUCAAGAUUUCUUAAACGCAUGUAAUGGUCGGUCUUUGUGGAGUGAAUACAUUGAUGAAUCACUCCUGGGGAAAAAUGGCAAUGACAGCAUAAAUCUUAAUGUUGCUCAAGUCCACGCGCAUGAUGUGGACAUCACAGGCCCAUUUGGGGAAUCCAUCUCUGACACUAUCUCAGAUGCUAUCUCUGACGCUGAACAUCAGCAGCGCACUAUGACCCUUGAAGAUUUCUUAAAAUCGUGUUACUCAGAUCAUUCAGCUAAUCAAGUUGGAAAUGGUGGAUCUUUAUCAAGUGAAUAUAUUGUUCAAUCACUCAUGAGGAAAAAUGGGAGCAACAGCAUAAAUCUUAAUGUUGCACAAGUCCAAGAGCAAGAUUUUGACAUCACAGUCCCAGUUGGCGAUUGCAUUUCCCAGGAUAAUCCUUUGGAGCUUCCUUGUUAUCAUGCAGAUGUGGAUAACUCCUUUUGUUCCAAGACUUCUACUGGUGUUCCUGACAGUGUAGUCUCACCUAAAUUUCUCAGUACUGAAAAAGACACCCUUGCACCUGUGCUGGAUUUUCCUAUUCCAGACACCCAAGAAUCCUUUGUUGGUUCUGGUGGAGUCUUAGUACACAUGGAUAACAACUGUGACAUUGAUUACAACUCCAAGGAUAGAGUUCAGCAUGGUGACGCAUUCUUGUCUUCUUCAAGUGAGUUGAUACCUGAUUUGAAUUCGAAUCACUUUGCCUCCAUGGCUUCAGCUCAUUCAAGCCACUCUGUUAGUAUUGAGUCACUUGAGGAUUCCAUUGCUGAUGCAAAAAACAAAAAGAACGAUCUGUUACCCUCACUUGAGCUGGUUACUAAGAUGAUAGAGGAUGUAGAACUUCUUGAAGAAAAAGCUAAAGUAGCCAAGCGUGAAUCAUCUAUUUCUGGUACAAGCAUUCUCACCAAAGUUGAGGAGCUCAAAGAAAUGUUGAAUCAUGCAAAAGAAGCAAAUGAUAUGCAUGCUGGUGAGGUUUUCGGCGAGAGAUCUAUUUUGACCACGGAGGCACGGGAGCUCCAAUCUCGACUUCAGAGGCUGUCAGACGAGAGGAAUAGUUAUCUAGUUGUUAUUGAAGAGAUAAGGCAAACUCUCGAGGAAAGAUUGGUUGCUGCACAACAGGAAUAUGAAGCAGCUGUGAAGGAAAAAGACGAAAAGGAAGCUUCUGCUCAGGCACUACUUAGUGAACAGGAAAAGGAGAUGAAUUCCAUUGUUGAAGAAUCAAGAAAGUUGCAGAAAGAAGCGGAGGAGAAUUUGAAGCUGAAGGAGUUCUUGGUUGAGCGGGGUCGAAUUGUUGAUACACUACAAGGUGAGAUGGCUGUCAUUUGCGAGGAUGUGUCUCAACUUAAGCAAAUAGUGGAUGAGCGCUUAUCUUGGAGCAAGUUGCAGCGAUCAACAAUGUCAAGUCUCUCCUCUUCGCUGCAUUCUUCGCUUCACAGGAGUGCUAGUUCGUCAGACAGGACCACCGAAGCCGUUGAGUCUAAAGAUAAACAUACAGUUGCUGAAGUUGCAAGGCCAGUGGCUGAGGAUCCGGAUGUCGACGGGAGAAAGGUUGAAAUGUUAGAUGGCUGUGACAGUGAAGGUGCAAGCUCUGUGGGUGAAGACAACAGCAAGCAGCGGGGUUCCAACGAGGAUGGCUGGGAACUGUGCUGAACUGAAGAUGGCUGAAGAUCGUCAGGGUUUGCCUGAGUUUGCUCCAUAUAAAUAAAUAAAAAUGGCGGUAAUAAUCAUUUAGAACCGUCUCUAUUUUGUGCGAGCAAAAUUAGUGAACUUGCGGGACUUGUCAUGGAAUAGCUUUGCCUUUUGGGAGGCGACUGAAUAUCAGUAAGUUAAAAUGGUGCUGACAUGAUAUGUAUAUACCGAGAUUCUAGCUUAAUCUAUAGUAUAAAUAAAUGAUUGGUGCCAUGUCAAUGCCAAUUUUAUUGCACA
Molecule: messenger RNA, 2736 nt
Organism: Triticum aestivum (bread wheat)
Lineage: Eukaryota; Viridiplantae; Streptophyta; Magnoliopsida; Poales; Poaceae
Exons: 9
Coding region: 208-2460 (750 amino acids)
Molecular function (GO): ubiquitin binding
Source: RefSeq, a predicted model, not a curated record